CAGUUCACGAGCGGGGGGGGGGGAGGCGGGAGCGCGCAUCAUUCAGCGAGGGUGCCGCGAGACUCGGAGGAGGCGGAGGCGGCGGCUGCUGUGGCUUUUGUCACCCGAAAAGACAGCCGAAACGGCAGGAAACGUUUCGCAUCUACGUCCCAGCGUUUGUUUUUUUCUUUUUUUUUUGUUCGCCGUCGAGCCGGCGCUUGAACAAUUCGGCCCACCCGUCGACCGAGGUUGAAUUUUAAAUACAGCAAAAACCACAACGGAAACGGCAAAAGCAAACCGCUGCGGUGGAGCGCGAGGAUGGUGGUACCGGAGAGCGGCUCUGCGGAUCACGGGGGCGACGGCGGGCUGGGCCUGGGGGAGGGGCAGGGCCCCCAGUUUGAGGCGGACCAGGCCCUGCCGGGCACCGAGCUGGAGGAGGUGCGCAAGCUGCAGGAGCUGGUGAGGCGGCUGGAGAUCCAGAACCAGCAGCUCCGGAACCGCGGGGGCAAGACCCUGCGGGGGGACUCCAGCAGCUGUCUGUCCGCCGCCUGCAACGUCAACGACCGGACUCUGGGGGACUGCCCUCUGUCUGCGACUUCCCUGCGGCCAGACGACAACGACGACGACGACAACAUCAGUGUCAGGGCCACGAACUUUGAACCCCCGCUGCAGGACAGCAGCAGCAGCGGAGAUGAGUCUUCAACCCCCGAGCCACAGAGCAGCAGACUACAGGAGGAGGAGUUGGCGGAGGGGCUUCGGUGUGGCAGCCAUCUCGCUGGCUACAUGGAGCUGCCCCAGAGCCACAGGCAGGGUGGGGAUGGGGAGGAGGAAACGCAGCAGAGGCCACUACUGGACUGCACUGACCAGGACCCCCACACAGAGGACUGCGGGGAGGAAGAAGGUGCUGAGAGUAGGCUGGGACUUUCUGCCCUUGAUGAGGUGGAGGUGCUGGACCUGGAGGACUGUGAUGAGGCAGAAGACGAAGACAGCUGGCUGUACGUGUCUCCUAAGAAGCAGGUUGUGACUGAGCAGAGACCUGAAUCUCCUCUAAAAUGGUGCCGUCAGGUGCUGGACCACCCCAGCCCAGAAACGGAGGCCGCCUGCCGGACCCUCCUCUACCGCCUCGAUCAGACAGCCCGAUGGAAGAAUAUAUACAGCAGCCCCUCCACUCAGUGCGUUUACAGCUCCACCUCAGAGACUGCCUGUUCUAGCACUGCCUUAAACUCCCCUGGGUACCACAAAUCAACUAACAAAACACUACUAACCUGUGGCAGUUCAGGUUAUAUGAGUAUGCACUCUGCGCUGAGUUCACAGUCCUCAGUGGACAGCGAGCUGAGCACCUCUGAUGACUCCAUCUCAAUGGGGUACAAGCUGCAGGACCUCACCGAUGUUCAAAUCAUGGCCCGGCUGCAGGAAGAGAGUCUGAGGCAGGACUACGCCUCCAGCUCGGCCUCGGUCUCCCGGCGCAGCUCCAGCGCGUCCCUGCAGUCCCUGCGCCGCGGCACCUACAGCGACCAGGAGUUCGACACCUACAGCCUGGAGGACGAGGAGGAGGCCUGCUGCCUCUCGCACCGCGGGCACCGCCACUCCCCCUCCCCGCUGGGCUCCCCGCGCUGCCAGUCCCCCAGCGCCCCGGGGGAGUACAGCCGCGUCAGCGCCCAGCGCACCCUCCCGCCGCGCCGCUCGCUGCAGGGCCCGGGCCCCGAGCUGCUGAAGUUCGCCAAGAGCGAGGAGGAGCUGCGGCGGAGCAUGCCCAACCUGGCGCGCACCAGCCUGCGCUCCCUGGAGGCCGUGAGGAACAGCCGCAGCAUGGAGUCCAACCUGCAGAGCCCCGGCAGCCGCAUCUCCCGGCUCCCUCAGGCCAGCGCAGGGGUUCCCUCCACCCGGCUGCGGGGCAGUGCCCAGUCUCCCCUGUCUCUCCGUGCUCCAGUCAAAGCUCUGGGGCCUGUUGGCUCCAUGGGAGGGGGUAGGCAGCCCCAUAAAGGAUUGGUGUCCCCUGGGGUGCCGUCCGGGGGGAUGCGCAGGGCGCAGUCCCCCGCCUCCUCUGGUCCGGCCUCGCCCAGUGGGGCAGGGGCCCCCGCCAGCAGGGCGGCCGCAGCAGGAGGGAAGCAGACGCCCGGCCGAAGUCGCUCCUCCCUGGGAGGGCCCACGCCCGCCUCCCCCAGGGGCAGGCUGGCCCAGCCUUCUAAGAGGUCACUGGGGUUAACGAAAACCUGCAGCCCUGUCACAGAUGAAUCGUGGAAGGACGGAUGUUAUUAAUCACCCAAAGAUGCUCUCCUCUCUCUAAUUGGAGAAGACAACACCGAUAUUCUGCCUCUUAAAAGCACAACCCCAGCAGGCUGGGACACAUGGCUGCUUGAAUCUGCAAAAGAACACAUCUGUACUUAACACAAGAUGCCUCACAGACUCCCUCUUGCUACAGAGACACUGCUUGAAAAUCGCACAAGCGACAAUAGUCACUGUGGUUCAAUGUAGAUGAUAGACUUCCAAAUUGUUUUACUUAGCCAUCUGUCCUAUUUUACUGGUACCUGGCUAAGAUGUUGGAAUUCUGAGAUUUUUGAAGUUCUG
Messenger RNA from Lepisosteus oculatus (spotted gar), 2547 nucleotides. RefSeq names its product SLAIN motif-containing protein-like. The record is from RefSeq and is a predicted model, not a curated record. Gene Ontology annotation, cellular component: microtubule plus-end. Gene Ontology annotation, biological process: cytoplasmic microtubule organization; microtubule nucleation; positive regulation of microtubule polymerization. NCBI's taxonomy places the organism in Eukaryota, Metazoa, Chordata, Actinopteri, Semionotiformes, Lepisosteidae.